CUACUAUCGCUAUCGGCCAAAGGCUUGGCAUACGUGUGUUCCCCGCCAUCUCGUCAAAGCUCCUGUAAGAGCUCCCAGCGCCCUUGACAAGACGCCGUCACGAUUGGAUUAUAUACAAAACAUUAGAGUGAUCGACUCUUCCAAGAAAAAGGUCACCAAGCGACAUCUAUUCAGUCUUUUCUGGCCAACGCACCCAACCACCAAACACCUUUGUCGCAUUUCUCUCAAAACAUACAAAUCCAACAUACACAUCAUGGAGCAGCCUACCAACACCACCGAUGUCAAGGGCUUGAAGCAGAUCGUCCCUGAGGUCACCUGGGCCCAGCGUUCGUCCACCACCGAGCCCGAGAAGAACCACAUCUACAUGACCAUCGUUGUCCCCGAUGUCGACAAGAAGAACCUGAAGCUCGACCUGCAGCCCCAGUCGCUCGAAUUCACUGGUUACUCGGAGAGCAAGAAGGCCACAUACCACGUCAAGAUGGAUCUUUUCGCCGAGAUCGACCCCGCUGAGAGCAAGAUCAACCACUCUACCCGCUGGAUCGAGCUGGUUAUGCAAAAGAAGGACCUCAACGAGGAGUACUGGCCCCGCCUUCUCAAGGACAAGCAAAAGGUCCACUACCUCAAGACAAACUUCGACAAGUGGGUCGAUGAGGAUGAACAGGAUGCCGUUCCCGAGGACGAUGACUACAUGUCCCGUAUGGGUGGCAUGGGUGCGCCCUUCAGGGUAUGAUGGGUGGCAUGGGCGGUAUGCCUGGUAUGGGCGGUAUGGGUGGCGACGAGGGAGAGGACGAUGAUGACGAUGACAUGCCCGAGCUCGAGGAGACCGAGGAGGCCAACGCUGGCGCCUCCAAGUCCAAGAUUGAGGAGGUCGAGUAAAGAAGUGGCCCUUUGAUACCCGCUGCCACUUA
Aureobasidium subglaciale EXF-2481 is the source of this 908-nucleotide messenger RNA. RefSeq lists its product as uncharacterized. Lineage: Eukaryota; Fungi; Ascomycota; Dothideomycetes; Dothideales; Saccotheciaceae. Gene Ontology annotation, cellular component: cytosol; nucleus. Gene Ontology annotation, biological process: protein folding; chaperone-mediated protein complex assembly. Gene Ontology annotation, molecular function: protein-folding chaperone binding; Hsp90 protein binding. Bases 254 to 730 code for a protein of 158 amino acids. The record is from RefSeq and is a predicted model, not a curated record. The transcript has 5 exons.